AUAUUGACAUUUUGACUGUGGUUUAUGGUGUUGGCUACUUUCUUAUAGCUUUUGCUUUAGUUCUUAAGUUUGCUUUUAAAAAAAGUGUUAUGCGUUAAGAAUAAUUGUAUUCCUAUUCAAAAUGGGCUCUAUUGAAAAUUUUACAGUUUAACUAAUCAAGAGAUUUAAACAUGUGGAAAUAUGUAUCUCGUCGGAUCAGAGACACUUGUGAGCGUGCUAAUAUAAGAAGUUCAGCUGUUAUUUCUUCUAGUAACAAUGUGACAGUUGAUAGAAAGAAUACUACCAGCAACACACCUUGCCGUUGGUUUAUCUUAAGAAAAUGUUGUAAUUACCAGUCUGAUUAUGAUACCAAGAGCAAGAGAUGGAACUUUGAUGAAUUAAACCGCACUUGGAUAGGUGCCAUUACAUGGAGUAGUGCACUAGUAUUUGGAUGGUACACUAGUCAAUUGCUCCACCUGAAGUUUAAAAACAAAAAUGAGGACAGAGCUCAGCCACAGCCAGUUCAAAGCAAGAGUUGUUUUUUGGAUCACUUUGGAUGUUUGAUAAAUAGCAACAAGAAAUAUAUAAAACCGCUAGAAAUAAACGGUUCCCUUGAUAAUUCUCUUGAAAAAUCACCGAUUGUACAUUUGGUAACAAAUGAUCAUGCCGGGGGUGAUAAACAAAGGUUGAACAGUUGUAGCACCGAUAGUGGAACUGCUGACGAUGAUUUGGGUGAAGUUCUAAAUUCAAUAGAGAACAGACUCGGUCUGGCAGCCAUUGAAAAUGGACAACAUCAAGAUGGUCUUAACUUACUGAGGUCUGCAGCAAAUCGCAACCACGCCCCAGCUUUGUACAAUUUGGGUCUCUGUUACGAAAUUGGUGUCGGAGUUGAUGUCGAUGAGAGAACAGCCAUGGAGAUGUAUAGGUUGGCGGCAACAUUACAUCACCCGGAUGCCCUCUACAACCUUGGAAUUUACUAUGGACAAGGGAGAGGUGGUUUGGUCUGUGACCAAGCGAUAGCCACCCGACUGCUCCGCCUUGCUGCUAUUCAAGGCCAUAAAAAUGCCAUAGAAGCCCUCAAGACCCUCAACAUUGAUAUAUCAGAAAAACCCCCAGAGAGAGAUGGCUGGACAAAACAAUUUUCACCUUUUGUAAAAGAAUCAAAUAUAUUACCGAGUCACACUAAUUUAUUUGUUGAUAAUGUUGGCAUUUCGCACUACAAUUAUGAGCCGAUCGUUUUUUAAUUUUUUUUCAUCAAAGGGUGGAAGGUGUUUGUCAUAUGUUAAUGUUGAGGCGCUAAUAAUUGUUUGUAAUUUUUAAUAUGCUUGAGCAAGUUUCUCAAUAAACGAACAAAAUAAAUGAUUAUAUUUAGUACAUAUAUCUAUUGAAAGUGGCAAACUACUAGAAUUGUAUAGUUAUAACAAACCUAUCACUUGUAUCACGUUAAUGCUUACUUGGUUUACAGACGAAAAAUAUGUUUUACUUCUCAUCACGGAUCUCCCAUCAAGAAAUGUUUAAUAAUUGAGAACAUUAGUAAUUAAAAUUUUUAUACUUA
Molecule: messenger RNA, 1534 nt
Organism: Danaus plexippus (monarch butterfly)
Lineage: Eukaryota; Metazoa; Arthropoda; Insecta; Lepidoptera; Nymphalidae
Exons: 4
Coding region: 171-1223 (350 amino acids)
Molecular function (GO): protein binding
Source: RefSeq, a predicted model, not a curated record